UUCACUAAUAGACGCUGCUAGUUAUCUCCCUUUAGCGCUCUUUUAUUUGUUGUGUCCUCCAGUGUGAUUGGAAAUUAUACAAAGAUGUCUGCUACACAAAACGACCACAAAUUAUGACUCAUUUACCAACAAAUAAAACGGUUCUUGCCCCUUGUAAGUGAUUUCUGGCCAUCACUUUGUUGUCACCAUGGAGCAGAGCUGUGAAGGAAAUUCCUUUGAUGCUGGCAGUAGUAGCAGUAGUAGUAAAACUCAGAGCUCGAAAGACUGGCCAGAAGAUACUGCAGUGGGCUACCAAGAUCCUAUGACUCAUUUUUUUGUUGGAGAUAUGGAAGAGUAUCUUGAUGAUCAAGAAAGCACAGAGAAAAAGGUGAUAGUUGGAAUUUGUGCAAUGGCCAAAAAGUCCAACUCCAAACCCAUGAAAGAAAUAGUAAAGCGUCUUGAAAACUUCACACGUCUUCAGAUUGUCAUAUUUGAGGAGGACGUGAUUCUCAACAGCCCGGUUCACGAAUGGCCUGUGGUCAAUGCAUUUAUUUCUUUCUUCUCAAGUGGUUUCCCUUUGGACAAAGCUAUUGCAUACAAAAAUCUAAGGCAACCAUUUGUUGUAAAUAACUUGGAGAUGCAGUACAUCCUUCAGGAUAGGACUGAGGUGUACAGAUUAUUGUCAGAGCAUGGCAUUCCACAUCCACGGUAUACAGUUCUGAAUAAAGAAAGAGAAUCAGAUUGUGCUGUUGUGGAGACAGAGGAUUCUAUUGAGAUAAAUGGAAAGCUUCAUACUAAACCCUUUGUUGAGAAGCCUAUCAGUGCUGAGGACCACAAUGUCUACAUCUAUUUUCCACAGGCAGCAGGAGGUGGGAGCACUAGACUGUUUCGGAAGGUGAAGGACAGAAGUAGCGUCUAUUCACGCACAAGCCGUGUUCGACGCAAUGGAGCUUUUGUUUACGAGGACUUUAUGCCAACUGAUGGAACUGAUGUCAAGAUUUACACAGUGGGCAUGGACUAUCAACAUGCAGAAGCUCGUAAAUCCCCAGCUCUGGAUGGCAAAGUGGAGCGAGAUGAAGAUGGAAAAGAAAUCAGGUACCCUGUGCUCCUGUCUGCUAGAGAAAAACUCAUAGCCAGGAAGGUGUGCAAGGCAUUCAAGCAAAAUGUUUGUGGCUUUGACUUACUUAGAGCCAAUGGCAAAUGCUUUGUGUGUGAUGUAAAUGGAUUCAGCUUUGUUAAGACAUCAAACAAAUACUAUGACGAUUGUGCUAGGAUACUUGGUACGCUUAUUUUGAGGGAGGUAUGUCCAACACUUCAUAUACCUUACCCAGUGGGGCCAGCCCCAGAAGACAUUCCAGUCGUGCCAACAACCAGUGGACCCAUGAUGGAACUAAGGUCUGUUGUUGCUCUUAUUCGUCAUGGAGACCGAACACCUAAGCAAAAGAUGAAAAUGGAAGUUAAAAAUAAGCUAUUCUUUGAGCUGUUUGAAAAAUAUGGAGGAUUCAAGAGUGGCAACCUAAAGCUGAAGAGACCUAAGCAGCUACAGGAAGUUCUUGACAUUGUCCGUCAGCUGUUGGCUGAUGGAACCGUUACUACUGACCCUGACCUACAGGAUAAAAAGGCCAAGCUGCAACAGAUGAAGCUAGUUCUGGAGAUGUACAGUCAUGGACAACAGACAUCAGCACAGUACGGCCAUUUCUCUGGAAUAAACCGCAAAGUACAGCUCAAGUACCAGCCUCAAGGGAGACCUAAACGUUCCUCCAGUGAAGAUGCAGAGGAUGCCUCUACCCCCCUUGGGUCUGCGGAAGAGGCGGAACUGUACCCUGGCCCAUCCGGAGUGCAUGGUCAUGGGCUGUGGGAUGAUGCACCUCGAGAUCCCUCACUUCUGCUUAUUUUAAAGUGGGGAGGUGAACUCACUCCAGCAGGCAGAAUUCAGGCUGAAAAUUUGGGCAAAGCAUUCCGUACACUCUACCCUGGUGGGCAAGGUCAGUUUGAAGCCCCUGGCCUAGGGUUUCUCAGACUCCACAGCACAUUUCGACAUGACCUAAAAAUCUAUGCUUCUGAUGAGGGGCGUGUACAGAUGACUGCUGCAGCUUUUGCCAAGGGACUGCUUGCAUUGGAAGGAGAGCUUGCACCCAUUUUGGUGCAGAUGGUAAAAUCUGCUAAUACUAAUGGUCUCCUAGAUGCAGAUGGAAAGACCUCCAAGUGUCAGAUAGUAGUGAAAGAAAAACUGAAGGAUGUCUUCAACCAAAAGAGAGAUUUUAAUGAAGAGGACUAUUUUAAGCUAAACCCAUUGAACACUUUGGCAUUAAAUAAUGCUAUGGACUUUGUGAAGAAUCCCCUCGCCAUGUGUGAAAGGGUCUAUCAGAUGAUCAGAGAAAUCACAUCCAAGAUCCGCACUUUGAAGGCAGAGCUCAAAACACGAGACCUGACAUUAUACAAUGGAGAAUCUUGGGAGCUUCUUAUACGGCGGUGGGCAAAACUCGAGAAAGACUUUCAGCUUAAGUCAGGGAAGUUUGAAGUCAGCAAAAUCCCUGAUAUCUAUGAUUGCAUCAAAUAUGAUCUCCAGCACAACCAAAGCACUUUGAACUUUGAGCGAGCACAGGAGCUGUUUAUGUGUUCAAAGGCUUUAGCAGACAUCAUUAUCCCACAGGAAUAUGGGAUUACAACAGAGGAGAAACUGCACAUUGCUCAAAAUUAUUGCCUUCCUAUAUUGCGAAAAAUUCGAUCUGAUUUCUUGCAAGUGAGCAAUCUUGCAAUGGAUGAUGAUGCCACCCGCCUAGACUCCCGGUAUUCUAAGGGUGUGUCAUCUCCUGAACGGUUUGUGCGCACUAGACUGUACUUCACAAGUGAGUCACACAUCCACUCAGUGCUCAACAUUCUUCGCCAUGGCUGUCUCUUUGAGCCUGCCUCAGACAGUCAGUGGGACAGAGCGAUGAGUUUCCUAGAUGCCACUGCUGAGCUAAACUACAUGUCUCAAAUUGUCAUCAUGCUUUUUGAGGACCCUUCCAAGGGCCUCAAUUCAGAUGAAAGGUACCAUAUGGAGCUGCACUUCAGUCCUGGAGCACACACAUCUUGUGAUGAACCUAGCGAGCCACGUGGAAUGGGUUAUAGACCCAAGAACAAUAGCACUUCUAGACAGGUAACUUCUGACAAUGACAGCUUCAAAACUCCUUCCCGGCUGGUAUCAGCAUUUGCAGGCCCACUGCCCUCAAAUAAACACUUGAUGCGGAUGGACAUAGCAGCAACAUCAGACCUGGGAGAUAUUCAUGAAUCGGAACUGUUUGACUUGGCAUUGACCCCUAGCAGCUCUCUACCAAGUUCUCCUCGUUCACAAGACACACCUACCAAAUCACAGGUGAGCACCCCAACACAAAAAGCAGCCAGUUUCAUCCCAGGCUCCCCAGAUCCCACCAUUCCAGAGUGGGACUGGGGAGAUGAGGGUGAGCACACAUCAAUCACUUCAGCCAGUGCAAAGCCUGAAAACACCUUCCAAGCAGAUGAGGCAUCCAGGGACGAAAGCAUGACAAGUUUAGAGAGAAAAGACAUGAACAGUGAGGAGAGAGAGAUGGUGGGGAGAGAUUGUCAUCCUCUGCAGAGGAGGUGAAAACCAACCACCAGGAUUCAGAUGUCGUACGGCCUGUGCUGCUUUCCUCUCCUCCAAUGCUGAUAUCCCGCCAGCACUCAACUUCACAGCCCAUUGACAUUAACAUUAUUUCACCCAGCAGUACUAG
Messenger RNA from Pomacea canaliculata, 3713 nucleotides. RefSeq names its product inositol hexakisphosphate and diphosphoinositol-pentakisphosphate kinase 2-like. Lineage: Eukaryota; Metazoa; Mollusca; Gastropoda; Architaenioglossa; Ampullariidae. The record is from RefSeq and is a predicted model, not a curated record. Gene Ontology annotation, biological process: inositol phosphate biosynthetic process; inositol metabolic process. Gene Ontology annotation, cellular component: cytosol. Gene Ontology annotation, molecular function: inositol hexakisphosphate kinase activity; 5-diphosphoinositol pentakisphosphate 1-kinase activity; diphosphoinositol pentakisphosphate kinase activity. The coding region runs from base 188 to 3586 and encodes 1132 amino acids. The transcript has 27 exons.